Rhagoletis pomonella (apple maggot) is the source of this 1473-nucleotide messenger RNA. RefSeq lists its product as uncharacterized. The record is from RefSeq and is a predicted model, not a curated record. The transcript is spliced from 2 exons. The coding region runs from base 1 to 1473 and encodes 490 amino acids. Gene Ontology annotation, molecular function: nucleic acid binding; RNA-DNA hybrid ribonuclease activity. NCBI's taxonomy places the organism in Eukaryota, Metazoa, Arthropoda, Insecta, Diptera, Tephritidae.
AUGGUUGUAGACGAACUCCUUUUCACACUGAACAGCCAAGGCUUUAAUACGCAAGGCUACGCAGAUGAUCUGGUAAUCUGCAUAACAGGGCUUCAUGACGAAACUAUCACCAACCGCAUGCAACAAGCCCUACGUAUCACACACAAAUGGUGUGAGGAUAAAGGCCUAACCAUCAAUCCUACAAAGACUAUUAUUGUUCCAUUCACUCGAAGGAGGAAAUUAUCUACUACUAAACUUACUUUGAGCGGCACAGAAAUAGAAUUUUCCAGUGAAGCUAAAUAUCUGGGAGUAACUCUUGAUAAAACACUUAACUGGAAUGCACAUUUGGACACUGUUAUCAACAAGGCGAUGAAGGCCUUCUUUGCCUGUUCACGACUUUUUGGUAAAACAUGGGGCCUUACCCCCAAAAUGACCUACUGGUCAUUCAACACUGUCGUUAAGCCAAUAGUAACCUAUGCUUCCUUAGCAUGGUGGACUAAGGCUACACAAAGAGGUGCAAGCACUAAGCUAAGUAAAUUGCACAGAAUAGUCUGCAUUGGCAUAACAGGAGCUAUGAAGACCUGCCCGGCCGAUGCACUCAGCGCCCUGGUUGGAAUACCUCCCUUUCCUAUUUUAAUAGAAAGUGAGGCUACCACAACGGCACUGAGAAUCCUGAACACCUCCGACCUGAAAAUCGGAGAUAUGUCGGGUCACAUGAAGGUCCUAAUGAAAUUCGCUAAUGACCCCAUACUACAAAUGCGCGAUGCAAUGGUUCCAAAACUAGAAAUCUCUAGGAAAUUUGAGGUACACAUUGCAGAUCGAGCUCUCUGGAAUACAGGGAACCCAUACACCAAACCCAAUGGGGAGGUUUGGUAUACUGAUGGAUCUAAGCUUGAAAAUGGUAGAACGGGGGCUGGCAUUUUUGGGCCGAACUUUAAAAAAAUGAUACCAAUGGGUAGCUACCCCACCAUCUUUCAGGCGGAGAUUCAUGCAAUAGAAAUUUGUGGCAGAGAAUGUCUCAGAAGGGGAACGUCAUCGAAAUAUAUCUGCAUUAUGUCGGACAGUCAGGCAGCCCUACUGGCCCUGAAGUCCCACAAAAUAAGUUCUCAGCUAGUACAUGAUUGCCGCAAUGUCCUAAAUGCUCUUGGUGACAAGAAUACAGUCUUAUUAGGAUGGGUACCAGGGCAUGAGGGACAUGAUGGCAAUGAGGAGGCUGACUGCCUAGCGAAACAGGGAGCUGCCGCAGUAUUUUAUGGUCCGGAACCCUUUUGUGGGCUCACCAAAGCACAUAUAAAGGGGACCAUGAAUAACUGGGUGCAUCAUGAUCCCUGUAAGACCAAAAACGGUGCCAAUGAAUCUGUGUGGUUUAAAAAAGUCGAACCUACUGUUAAAUGCGAAAGUGGUGAUAGAGUCGAAAUCACGAAAAAUCCGGGUACACCGGGAUUAGAAUUUUUGCAUCCCAAAAUGCCGGGAUUGUUAAAUGCUUCGGAUUGA